Fusarium oxysporum Fo47 is the source of this 993-nucleotide messenger RNA. RefSeq names its product Formate/nitrite transporter-domain-containing protein. Bases 1 to 993 code for a protein of 330 amino acids. Gene Ontology annotation, cellular component: membrane. NCBI's taxonomy places the organism in Eukaryota, Fungi, Ascomycota, Sordariomycetes, Hypocreales, Nectriaceae. Gene Ontology annotation, biological process: nitrite transport; transmembrane transport. Gene Ontology annotation, molecular function: high-affinity secondary active nitrite transmembrane transporter activity. The record is from RefSeq and is a predicted model, not a curated record. The transcript is spliced from 2 exons.
AUGUUAAAUUAUACGGACUCAAAGUAUGCAGGCGAUGAGCGUCAACCGCACGUGUCGAUGGAAAAAGUCGACGCACAUUCUCCGCCUGAGACUUGCCAACUCAUGACCCAGUCCGGCAUCGCCAAAGCCAAGCUUCCAUGGGCAGAUCUCAUCGUCAAGUCUUUCUUCGGCGGUAUCUUCGUUUCACUCGGGUCUCUCUUUGAUCUUGUCGUCGCAGGUGGAGCACCAGGUCUACGAGAGUCAAACCCAUCUCUCAUCACCCUUCUGGCCCCCUUCACAUUCCCCAUCGGAUUUGUCCUCGUCAUUCUCACCAACGUCGAACUUGUAACGAGUAACAUGACCGUUAUGAUGUACACAACCUUGCAAAGAAAGACAAGUGUAUACGAUCUCUUGAAGAACUGGGUUGUCUGUUACAUCUUCAAUCUGGCGGGUUGCCUCUUCUUUACGGGAGUCUUGGCUUGGUGGAGCGACACGUUGAACUCAGACGCCAUGUCCUCAUAUGCUGUUACGCAAGCUGAGGAAAGAGUCAACAUCAAUUGGUGGUUCAACUUCACGAGAGGUAUUGGCUGUAACUGGCUAGUGGGCUUGGCUGUUUACCUCGCCACGAGUAGCAAGGACAAUCUCUCCAAGAUCGUUGGUAUCUGGAUCCCCAUCUGGGCUUUUGUCGCACUGGGUUAUCAGCACUCCGUCGCCAAUUUCUUCCUUGUCCCUAUCGGAAUGUUUUACGGCACAAACUUCGGCGUCGGCAAGUUCAUCUACCAAUCUACUAUCCCUGUCACGCUGGGGAAUAUUGUUGGCGGUGCGGUCAUGACGGGCGCUUUUCUGUGGUUCUUAUAUGGGCGAGAUGAUACAUUGGCUACAAGGACUGGGCAGCCUCUGAGCGGAGAAAGGAAGAGUAGAGGGAGGCAUGUGGCCAAUAGCUCUGGAUCUGAGGGGGAGACAGUGACAACAGAGAGCCACGGGAGAAGCAGACAGGACGACAGUAUGGUUUAG